Messenger RNA from Orbicella faveolata, 4414 nucleotides. RefSeq names its product kelch-like protein 3. The record is from RefSeq and is a predicted model, not a curated record. NCBI's taxonomy places the organism in Eukaryota, Metazoa, Cnidaria, Anthozoa, Scleractinia, Merulinidae. Gene Ontology annotation, molecular function: protein binding.
AUGCUGGUCACUUCUGGGAUGAUUUGCAUAUGACUUAAUGUUCCAUGCAUCAUUAAGCGAAAAGUACAAACGGACAUAGUUGUCUAAUUUCUUUUGUGUUAGGGACCCUUCUCCAGUUUUUGGUCAAAUGCAUCGUUCUCUUUUUCGUUGUACUCGGUGCUUUCUAUUUUUUUUUUUUUUUAGCAACGAGGAGUGAAACGCCCGUUUUGUGGUUGAUGUUUGUCCCUAUAUUGAAUUCUGCGUACAUCCGACACCAGGCUGUCUCGGCAACAGAGUGUUUUUCACAAAACAAAAGACAAUAAUGCUACAACAAAAAGCUAUGUAUGUUAAAGCUGUUUUUAAAUAGAAAAAAAUCUUACCUUAAAGAUAUCGUGACUAAUACUCAUAUAGGUACCUAGCGACGCCAUCGAGUGCUUAAGUUAUAUUGCUCAAGGUAUUUCAUUUUGAAGCCCCAUUCCGAUAUUUUUAAUUUUUUUCUGUUGAAAAUAUUUCCAUUGAUUUGUGAGGUCAGUUACGAGUCGUCUGUCUGCUUGUUAAAAGCAAAUAAAUAAACAAUACUUUAGGGUAUAGUAAUUAAUUAGCGGAAUCGCAACGUUUUCCGCCAAAAACUCCCAGCGGAGUCUGAUUAUUCCGAGACAACAGUAAGUAAAUAAACCUCAGAAACAAAUUUCGCAUAUUUUAUAAGAUGUUGCGUGAUCACACAAUGAUACGAUCAUACAUUUAUUUCAAUCGUGGGUCGGAUAUUCGUGAUCUGCUUCAUUAUCCGGCAAACACUCCGUGGGAAAACGUACAAAAACGCACACUUGAUAAUCUAGGCGGCUUCUGCCAGACAAAAAUAUUGUUCAACAGUGCGCGACAUAAUUUCUAUUUUUGAUGACAAACAAAAGAAACACAUCCACCAAAACAAAGAACUUUCAUUUUCCCGCGCUCAGCCACCUGUUGCUCUGCCAAAAAGUGUCAGCCAAUCAAAUCCCCUCAUUUGUUUUCUAGCCAAUCAUAUUCUUGCACUGCCUUGGGAUCAAAUUUUCAAGGCAAGCACGUGGCUAAGGCGAUGCAGCUGACGCAGGCCGCAGCUGAUGUUUUGGUGGGUCGGAAACAAUGGUACUUGUUAUAAUAUGUUCUGUUAGCGAUAAAAAGGCGCGAACCACGCGUCAGCCACGCGGACAACAAUAGAGGUGGACAAAAAUGUUUUUUGUUUAAGGCAAAGCGCCUAAAAUGAAAGAUUAGGCUCUUGGAAACCAAAUUAAUGAGGCUAAUUUGAAUUUCAUGUCCUUUGAAAGAAGAUCAGCUUUUAUUUGCAUGUCAGUUCAAUUGACGAGGCUUUUAUUUCCGUAGACCUGCCGUCCCACAGAAUGGAAAAUUCAACUGUGUUGUACGAUUUUACAGAUGAACAGGGAGCAAGCGAGGCUUUCUGCGCGAUGAACAAUUUUCGAAUGGAGAACAAUUUUUGCGACGUGAUUAUUUGUACGGAGGACGGGGAAGAAUUCAACGUUCAUCGGCUCGUUUUGGCCUCUGUAAGUGCGUAUUUCCGAGCGAUGUUUUUGACGGAUAUGAAAGAGAGCCACGAAACAAACAUAACAAUCCGAGGAGUGGAAUCGCAAGCCAUGAGAUGUUUGAUAGACUUUGCCUACACUUCAUCUUUGAGAAUCACGUUCUCCAACGUUCACUCCUUGCUUUCGGCCGCCAGCUUACUUCAGUUUCUGACCGUGGAAAACGCUUGUUAUGAUUUUCUCAGGAAUAGCAUUAAUGUGAACAACAGCCUCGAAAUCUGGAACUUGGCCGAUUUACACGGGUGUACAGAACUGCUUGAGCUGGCUGAGAGCUUUAUCCGCGCCAACUUUGUGGCGAUUUUGAAACUCGCGGACUUCAAUUCUCUCACGCUCAAGCAGCUGGAGACACUUUUCUGUCACGACAAACUCAAUGUCCCGUGUGAAAGCAUCGUGCUUUUCGGAGCGCUAGAAUGGAUUAAGCAUGAUUUAACCAAUCGUCUCGCUGAUCUUGAACAACUACUGACCCAUGUCCGGUUUCCUCUAAUGACGCGCAAAUUUCUGAUGGACACAGCCGCUAGAGAAGAGCUUAUCAUGAGUAGUCCGACGUGUCGACAGUUUGUUCUCGAGGCGAUUGAUUAUCAUCUUAUCCCAGAGCGACGGACAAAGAACCGAAUUCCGCGCGCGAUCCCUCGGGACAGACUCAGUCGACUGUUGUAUGUGGUCGGCGGUGAAGAAAACCGCAAAGUUUUAAAUAACGUGGAGUACUUUGACUUCAACGAAAAGAAAUGGCGAGUUAUAGCACCCAUGAUUAUUCCACGAAAGUUAGCUGGUUCUGCGAUUCUUGACGGUCAGCUGUAUGCCGUGGGAGGGAUAAAUAGGGAGUACGCUGACCUGGUGACGGUGGAGAGCUAUAACCCCUGUGUAGGCCAGUGGACUUCAGUUACGUCACUCAAUAAAUGCAAAGGUGCUCUUGCAUUAUCGGUUCUAGAGGGAUGGCUAUAUGCUGCUGGGGGUUCCCACAAUGGGUCUGCGCUGAAGAGCGUUGAACGUUAUGAUCCCAUCAAGAACGAAUGGACCCAGGUGGCCAAUAUGCGCUUACCCAGAAGUCACUUUGGAAUGGCAUCUCUCCAAGGACGCCUUUUUGCUGUUGGGGGGUACUGUGGAAUCUCGGAAAUUGAGCAUGUUGAGUGUUACGAUCCAAUGACCAACAAGUGGUCGGACAUGAGCAGUAUGAACAAGUCCCGAAUGAACCACGCGGUAGUCACGUUCAGUGAUCGUAUCUACGUUAUUGGAGGCAGUAACAGCGUUGGAAUUCUAGACUCCAUAGAGAAGUACAACCCAGAUUUGAAUCUCUGGCUGAUUAUCCGCAACACGAUGGAUCCGCGCAGUGGGGCGGGCGCAGCAGUGGUUUUAGGUGGGGAGGAUGGAGCACAGGAGCUUUUCAUCAUCGGUGGACAUGAUAACCACAACAGAGACACGAACUCAGUUAAAAAGUUGAAUCUGAAGUUUGCUGACUAUUCUACAGCAAGUGCGCCAUCCAUGAACCAUCCUCGAGUCUAUGCCGCCGUAGCGUGUGCGUGAUUUAGUACCUUAUUUCCAGGGUCUCUCACCUUCCAACCACUUGCCGCCGCUUGAGAUCUGGGGCAUUUCCAUCGCUAGAACCACCUGUCCGUCUUAGCUGGCGGGGCCUUGGCACGAGGAAAAGCUGUCGACUCUCUAGACAUACGAUUUGAUUGGCUAGAUUCUUGGAAGAAAAUUUUCUUUUAUUCAACGCUGGUUUAUUUCUCAAUCUUGUCCACUGGUUAUUUCUGACCGAAACUGUUCGAUUACAGCAGCUGCAGACCUUAACAUAAUUCAACAAACGGAGUUCUAAGCAGAAAAUUCUAGCCAGAAGUUGCAUUCACAUGUUUCGUUAUGGAGCCCUUCACUGAAAGCGUUAAAUUAGUUAAAAUUUUAAUCCAAGAAUCAGGAGUCUCCAGAGCCACGUUUUCCCCGUAGGCUAAGAGGGACAGUUGGUUCUGGAGCGAGGAAUUGGACAGACCCUGGUAGCGGGCUCAAAUCUCAUUUAGUUGACAAAGAAAGAACAUAACCCAAUCACUAUUUCUUGUAAGUAUGGAAUAAAUGUACUAAAUCUUAAUUAUGCGGUCAUACAUUACGAUGGUAAUUUGAAAACAUGAGCCUUCAUGGAGUGCUCUAUGACACUUUGGACUCUUAGCUUUAUAUGCUUUAUAAUAGAGUCAAAGCGCACGAACGUUUCUCUUAGCCUGCUAACUGGUUCACGUUUGGGGAGCACACGUACGAGCGGCCCCUUUUCACCAGACUCUUCCUGUCGGACCGCUUCGCUCGCGGGCUCCUGCGUGUGACUCACAGACGAGAAGGCCACGUUUUGCACAGUCUCAAACUCAAAUGAGCAUCUUUUAUAAACCAAAGGGGGCGCAGAAUGUAGUCGAUGAAGACUGAUUUCAGGUUAAAGUUCUCAAUCAGGCAUCACUCAGUCUUUGCUCAUAACAAAAAUAGUUCACAAAGUAUUGUAUUUAUUAUUUUGUCAAUUAAAGUUACCGAUCAUUAGGGAAAAAUGACAAGAGUUUUCCGAAGGCCCUAUACCUCACUGUGAGGCUCUGUUAAUAGGGGUAGCCAGACACUAACAAGAUCACUGAUAUUGACCUUGGCAAUAAGAGUGGCCAGUAGCUAUUUUCUCCUCAGUUACGGAGAAGAUAGGCAAUAAUAAUACCAACUUAGAUAUUGUGCUGAUGAAGCAUCAACAUCAAUUCACAGAACUACAAUCAUUACGGGCCACACAUAGAAGUGACAGAUUAUGCUUUGAGCUAAGGAUUGAUAUUUUGAAAAAUAAUACAUUGAGUUGCAACUGGAAGAAAGAAGAGUUAUUUAUCAAUUAUAAAUAAAAAAUAAAAUUCGCUAUUAAA